AUGUGCGCUACCGUUCGCCGUUGCAUCGGGCCCAUCUGUUACCUGAAUGUCUUGCUCUUCCAUUUCCCCUCCUUCACUUUCCCCUUCGGAAUUAUCACGUUCCACGCUCGGACCUUCCUCAAUGUCUUCGAUUUCAACCACCCACUCAGCAGUUUGCACCUCCCUUCCCUGUUCUUGCUCCCCUCCUCUCUGCACCCGCCCCCCCCUCUGUUCCCACCCUCCACUAUGGAACUCCCCUCCCCUCUGUUAUCCCCCCCCUCUCUGCACCUCUCCGCCCCUUUGCUGCCCCCCUCUUGUCAGCACAUCCCCUUCCAUCUGCUGGCACCCUCCUAUCUGAGCCUCCCCUCCCCUCCGCUGCCCCUUCUCUCUGCACCUCCCCUUCCCUCUGCUCGCCCCCUACUCUCUGCCCCUCCCCUCUCCUCUGCUGGGUCUCUCCACUCUGCACCUCCCCUCCCCUUACCCUAUGGUGCUCCCCUCCCAUUUGUUCCUCCCUUCCCCUCUGCUGCUCCCCUCCUCUGUGCUGCUCCCCUCCUCUGUGCUGCUCCCCUCCUCUGUGCUGCUCCCCUCCUCUGUGCUGCUCCCCUCCUCUAUGUUGCUCCCCUCCUCUGUGCUGCUCCCCUCCUCUGUCCUGCUCCCCUCCUCUGUGCUCCUCCCCUCUUCUCUGCUGCUCCCCUUCUCUUUGCUGCUGCCCCUCUCUCUGAUGCUCCCCUCCCCUUUGUUGUUCUCCUCUUCUCCCUCCACCCCCCUCGAUGCUGUCCACGUUGA
Molecule: messenger RNA, 765 nt
Organism: Closterium sp. Yama58-4
Lineage: Eukaryota; Viridiplantae; Streptophyta; Zygnematophyceae; Desmidiales; Closteriaceae
Source: the annotation of a GenBank genome assembly